CCAACAGAUAAUUGUCGCUUUCCCAAGCGUGUGACACAAGACUGAUAGUGAAGUGGGCGCUGAGCCUCGCAGUUGGCCGCUGCCUUGCUCAGGGCAGCACGUAUCGCCUUCUCGCCUUGUAGCCUACAGCUGCGGCUGAGGUGGUGGCUCACAUUUGAAGUGAUGAGAGGCAGCAAGGGGCACACCAAAUUCUGCUUCGUCUGCCUCCUGACGACCCUGCUCUUCCACGGCCACUGCUGCAAUGAGGACCACGGCCACUCUCAUGAUCACCAUGGCGUGAGCCCCGACUCGGCCCAGCAAUACGAGGACGACAACGGGCACGGGCACGCCCUACACACGCGUGAUGACCCACGGGAUGCCAACCCCCCUGACGCGCAGCCAGCCAGCGACGGGGGGGACGACAAUCGCGGCGACCCCCACCACGACUACCAGAUCAGCGAGGAACCCUACCCGAGCAGGAACACGAGGCAGAAGCCGUCUGUGAACCAAGUAGCAGCGGAGAAGCAAAAGUAUUAUUUGCAGCUUCUGUUCUUGCGGUACGGCUCCGACAAGGGGCUUACUUUCCAGGGACUGGAGAAGCUUCUGGCUAGCCUAGGACUGGGGGUUGUGCGUUUUCCUGAGGCAGACUUCAGAGCUGCACACACCAGCAGUCACUCCAACUCGCAUGACGGAGGCCAUGCACAUGUUCAUGCUCGUGGAAAACAGGAGGAGCAGGGCGAUCAUAGUCAUGGCAAAGGUCAUGGCCACGAGCACACAAGCAGUAAUGUGCACGAGCAGCAGAAUGAAAAUGAUCAAGCUGUCGCGCUUAAACACACACAUGAAGAAGUACAUGCUCUUGAACAAGACCCAACACUUGAACACAAACACCCACAGGAUCAUAACCAUGGAGUAGGCCAUGACCACAUUCAUGAGCAGGACCAUGAUCACACACACGAUCAUGAUGUUGCCCACAAUCACGAUAAAAGCAGGCAUGGUCACAACCAGGCUACGGGAAAUAACUCUGUUCCUGAACACUCCAUUGGCAGUACAAAGACUCCUAUCACACAGCACUUGCACGUGCAUGUCCACGCACGUGUAGAAAAUGACGGACUGACGGAGAGUCGGUAUGUUCAUGCACGCACAGAUGCCAGCCCUCUAAAUGGCACCAGUAGUCAACCAAGUAGCAGAGGGGGACAGUCUCACAUGGUAAGCAGACAGUUCGUUCCACACAAGUCCACAUCCAGUAAUGGCACAGAAAGUCUUGUCAGCCAAACAGAGAUUCCACGUGCCGCACAGCGUCUCAUGCAAAAAUCCCCAAAACCAUCUAGGAGGAGAAUAAAGCAACACAUUGGAAAGAGUCAAACAAGCACUGCAGGGACUGCUGCAGCUGCUACCCAGGAGUCUCCAUCAAGCACAAAGCAGAUUGAGCAAUGGUCAAAAAGGGUACAGAGACACUUGGGGCGUGAUGCUGAUCAUCACCACGACACCGGGGAUCACAAUGAACUGGAGCUGCACGCAAUGGCUGAAAACGGGCAUGUGCAUGAUGAGUGCCUGAACGCGAGCCGACUAUUCCACAACUUUGGCUUGGAUGUAGAUAGUGCUGUGAUCAACACUGAACUGUUCUCCUACCUGUGUCCAGCCAUCCUCUACCAAAUUGACAGCCAGGCCUGUCUCAAACAUCCAGAGCCUCCCAACAAAAUUGAUUUGCCAUCAAGCACCGACUCCAACAUGCCAGAUGCGUCUGCCUGGGGCUGGGGCUUCCUUUCCAUCACCAUCAUUUCCAUGCUAUCUCUGCUGGGCGUGGCCAUUGUGCCGAUGAUGAACCAGGUGUUUUUCAAGUACCUGCUGACCUUUUUGGUUGCUCUGGCUGUGGGCACGCUGAGCGGUGACGCCUUGCUGCACCUUCUGCCCCACUCGCAAAACUCGCAUUCACAUAAUGGACAUGAUGACCACGACCACAUCCUGGACAGUGACAAUCAUCUGGACGGAAUCUGGAAGGGCCUCACUGGCCUAGGUGGUAUUUACCUCAUGUUUAUUGUGGAACACUUGCUGGCACUUUUCAAGCACUACAAGCCAGAUAAGAACAAAAAGAAGAAGAAAGGGCGCAAGGUUAAAGAGGCAGAGAAGUGUGUUGGAAGGAAAUUGUCCAACCACAACCUGUCUGGCAGCACAGAACUCGAGCUGAUCUCUGUUAAGCAACACAACAACCACCACCACCACUACUCUUGCGACGUGAAUGGUGCAGCAACACAUGCAUCCAAGUCACACGAGGACCAUCAUAACCAUUCCGUGCCUCCGGAAGAGGAGGCCAUGAUCUGCCAUGGGUCACACGAUGAUGAAGACGAUCACUAUCAUGAUGAGCAACCUCAGAAGCAGCCAGUGGGAGCUCAAGCAGAUGGAAAACAGGUUGGUGGUUACGAUAUGUCCGACGGAGAGGCGGCUACGCCUACCAUGACAACCUCGGCCUCGGGGGUGUCGGACAAGUCGAGCAACCACCACCACCAUCACCACCACCACCUGCACCAUCACCAUUCGCAUGGCCACUGCACGGGAGAGGAGGAGGCGGUGGAGGACGUGCGCGAUGCCGGGGUAUCCAGCAUCGCGUGGAUGGUCAUCCUUGGCGACGGCGUGCACAACUUCAGUGACGGCCUGGCCAUCGGGGCUGCAUUCAGUGAUAGUACCAGUGUUGGACUCAGCACCUCAAUCGCUGUCUUCUGUCAUGAGCUGCCUCAUGAGCUUGGUGACUUUGCAGUCCUGCUCAAAGCAGGCAUGUCAGUGAAGCAGGCUAUUGUGUACAAUCUGCUGUCAGCAUUGCUGGGCUACCUGGGCUUGGUCAUUGGCACGGCGGUGGGGCAGUACACACACAGCGUCACCACCUGGAUCUUUGCUGCGACGGCUGGGAUCUUUCUCUACGUGGCUCUUGUGGACAUGCUUCCUGAGAUGCUGCACUGUGAGGUUGACAGCCACAGCUAUGGAAGACUCGGCUGCUUCCUGCUGCAAAACCUGGGGCUGCUCAUGGGUUUUGGCAUUAUGCUGGUUAUCGCACGGUAUGAGGAGGACAUCAAGAUAGACUUAGGCCCCUGAGCAACUGCAAGUAACCCCUGUGGCCGCCCUGCCCUUCGUUCGGGCCACUGUCCUCUACUCCAAGCUCUAAUUUCCAGAUGCCACCGUGUUGCUGCAUUAUUGGUGUUGGUCUCUCUGUCCAGUGGCCAGAAUUUGUAGUUUAUUUUGCUCCCCCUAUAUGAAGUAUACGAUGUGGUCUUGGCAUAUACUACCUGAUGUUCAUUACAGAAAUCUGUAUUGUGAUCUGGAAUCUUAACCAUGACAAUGUUACAUCAAAUCAGCUUGAUUGCUUGAUCCAGUAUAAAACAUUAAGAUGAGCCAUUCUUUAUAUUUAAGUCACGGUAUGCUUAUUUAGAAAAAAACAAUCUGGCUGCCAGCUGUUGAAAAAAUGUGAUUGGUUGGCUUGAACCACUGUGAUGAAUUACCUGUGCCAUUCAUAUUCUGUGGAUCUUUUACUACUAAAAACAAUACAAAUAAAUACGUCUUAAGUUUUAGAUGUUUUUGUUCCCCUAAUUGGGUGAUCAGAGGCACAUGCUAACUUAUAUUAGGCUUGCUCUCCAUAUUUAUUGGCAUCGAUACACUGAAAAAAUAUAUUGAUUUAAAGUAUUGAUAGGAGGCUUGGUUUAAUUUUUAACAUCAAUGAACUCGCGUUAGUGGAGAUAAGGUCGACUAUUUUAUGUCGUGAAUAUCAUUUGCAUUCACUGUGGAAAACAUUUCUAUCACACUGGUUCCCUCUGCUAUAUAUCUCGGAGUUGUGUACUGUUUCACUGAUGGUUCUGAGCUAUCAUUCAGACCAAUGAGUGAUUGCUUGUGAUCAAAUUCAGAUUUGCUACUUUGUAUAUGUCAGCAUAAUUUAAAGCGUGCUGGGCAAGACUGGUAACCUUCACAAGUUGCACUUAUUUUUCUUGAAGUCAACAUCAUUCAAAAUAUAACUUGUAUGCAGCAUACCGUGACUUAUUUUUGUAUACUGCUUGCCAGUAUAUACGAGUCAGCACUUAACUGUUUUACCCGUUUUAAUAGUGUGCCAUAGACCGUAAUACCGUAAGUUUGUUGAUCCAUCACAUGAAUUGUUGAGAUGAAGGUGGGGAAAUAGCGUUGAAUACUUGAAGGCUGGGAUGAUAGAAUAUUUUGUAAUCCAUAAGGCUCCAUGGGAGAAGUUGGACAUGAUUGAGUGCAGGUUUUUCCAAAACAAUAUAAAAUUUGACCCCAAUAACCUGGUCAAUAUCAUUUUUGAAAUGCGUGCGAGUAUGCAUCUACCCAAGUUGAUCAGCUCCUUGCUGGAGAUGAAUGGUAGCACAUUGUGCAGGUUGAAAUUUGAGGUGCCUCUUGCUUACUGUGGUGUCCUCAUCACUAAUGGAUGGUUCCUGCCACCUGCACAGCUGUCGAAACUGCAGGAAAACUGCAUAUUAUUACUGUUUUUAUUUGUUAUUUUAUGUUCCUCUUGUUACAGAAAAAUGUGGAAGUGAUUAGUGGCAGCUGUUAACAGUAAAACUAUUGUAACCGUCUUGUCUGAUUUAGAUGUUAGCAAAUGCUUUAGGGAGUAGCAUGAUGUUCAAAUGUAAUAGCUAUGUACUGUUAGAGGACGGCGUAAAUCACUUCAGCUAAAAGCUCUGUGGUUUUAGAGGUAGCGGUAGUGUUUUCUUAAACAAAACAACUAUGACGUGUGGUGUUUUGCAUGGCUUGUGUGUGCCCUGCAGCCUUGUUUAAUGUUGCUUUUCUGUCCAGAGUAAAACAUUCCAUGGCAGCUGUACACUGUCUCGCAGUGGCCAAUGUCACCGACACCCGUGCCCUGAUGCAGUGUUAACUCAUGGAACACCAACUAUCUGUCAAUCCACCAUGCUCAUUGUCACCACAACUGCUAAAAAACCAAAAUCUGUCAUUUCUUAGCGAUAUACCACAAGUGAGUUUUGAAACUUCGUCAGAAUUUUAGUUCAAGAACGGUGGCUAUUAAGGAAAUUUGCUUCGCAUUGGAUGCAAGUCAAGAACAAUACAAGUUAUGAUUUCAGCAGAGGUAGCUUCGUUUACAUAGGUAAGGCAACUGUAUAGGUACGUAUAUUGGUUAUAUUUUUGUACUCUGGGUUUGGCCAAAUAUGACUGGUUACACAAUUAUUUGUAUUUAUUUAACAUCUUUUGCAUUGAAAAAUGUUUUGUAAGUUUUUUUCCUUGAUGCCAGAAAUAUCACUAGGUUUUGUUAGAUUAAAUUGUGGAAUAAAUCAUUCACUUUCACUUCAUAA
This is a messenger RNA of Lethenteron reissneri (Far Eastern brook lamprey), 5276 nucleotides long. RefSeq names its product zinc transporter ZIP10-like. Gene Ontology annotation, biological process: zinc ion import across plasma membrane; intracellular monoatomic cation homeostasis. The record is from RefSeq and is a predicted model, not a curated record. NCBI's taxonomy places the organism in Eukaryota, Metazoa, Chordata, Hyperoartia, Petromyzontiformes, Petromyzontidae. Gene Ontology annotation, cellular component: plasma membrane. Gene Ontology annotation, molecular function: zinc ion transmembrane transporter activity; monoatomic cation:bicarbonate symporter activity.